AUGAGUCCGACAACACAGGCUGAUGUUAGAGAUGCUAACCUCCAAGAAAUUCAAGCUUUUGAAAGUUCUGCGGAAUCAUUAUUAACAGUCUAUGAAUACCUAGAGAAGUCUACUGAUAUAUCAGUGAAGAAAUGGGUAGUUCCGAUGCUCAAGAGAAUGCUCAUGGCACAUUGGGAAUCAUUUGAAGAAAAUGAUGAAGUGAAAGAACAAUUUAAGAACCUUUCAUUACGUGUUAUCUCAGCAAAUCAAAAACAUGAGUUUCUUUCUCAGUUUUUAUAUGCGACAUUACCUAUAAUUAAGACAGAAAUCGAUUCAUGGCCAGAGAUUUUUGGAGUCAUAUCUAAUCUCGUUGAACAGCCAUCAAAGGAAGCGCAUCUUUGUGCUAUUGAAAUCAUCAAUGCUGUUUCACCACAUAUGGCUGUCACUGAUGCAGAACAAAAUUCAGGUUUUAUUAUCAACGUAUUUCAAACGCAAUACGAAUCUGGAGAUGCUGAUAGAAUUAGAGCUGCUUCUGAGAUGCUUGCUGUCUAUUUUAACAUUUCUGGACUUGAUUUAUCUCCUUACGGUGGUAUUUUUGAAGCAUUUUUCAAUUUAUACAUCAAACCAAACGACACCAUUAUGCCAAUAUACAAAAAUCUUUCAGACAGUUUAGAAAAAGCACUUAGCAUUGAUAAUUUACCAUACCAAGCAGAAGACGUCUUAAAAGGUCUUCUUGACUUCCUUGAAACCGAAGGUCUUACUUCUGAAAUGCAUAAAAACAUUUUCAUUCCGAUUAAUGCAUUAUUGUUAUUCAAUCCAUCAAUUUGCGAAGAAUCACUUGAAACCUUACUUCAAAUUGUUUAUAAUUACGCAACAGCAGCAUUUGAGGAAACAAACUUCUAUGAUAACGAUAAUUUAACUUCAAUUGCCUCAACAACAGCUACAAUUGCAUCAAAUGGUGUUCAAAGCUUCUUCGAAACUCUUAUGAGUGUUAUUGGCACUCCAAGCUCAAAAGAACAAGCAGUUGCUGCCCUUGCAAUGAUCUAUUAUUCUCAAGAUAGCUUAGGAUCAGAGACAAACAAAUAUUUGAAGGACGCAAUUCUUCUUCCAAUCAAAUUUAUGCAAGAACUACAAGAUCCUUUUGUUGUAGAAGCUGUUCUUAUUACAUUGGCUGAUGCUGCAAUGUUAUUACAUGAGACACAAAACGAACUUGGAGAUGCAAUUGUUGAAACAGUUUUACCAUUCAUUUCUUCCGAAUACGAAGAUGGAAUCCUUACUCCAGCAUUGAGAACUCUUCAAUCUGUCAUUGAGAACACAACAAUAUCAUCUUCAAAGUACCAAAUUAUUGUUGAAAUGUACUUGAAAUUACUCAAUGAAAAACCAUCACAAAUUGUUGAUGUAACAAAUGCAUUUUCUGAAUUAGUUUUCUCAUCGAAAGGAGAAAUUACAACACUUAUUGGUGACUUCAUUCCUGUUGCAAUUGAAAUUGCAAUGACAACAAACGACCAAGAUUUUGCCAUUAAAGGAUAUGCCAUUGAAUUACUUACAAACAUUUUAGUUAAUUCUCCAAAUUUGAGAGAAGCCAUCAUGGAACAAUCGAAUGUCGAUGUUCUACAGGUUAUUAUGGAUCAGUUAUUCAAUUAUAUGUUAACAGAUGAUAAAACACUUAGAUUGUCUCUCUUGAUUUCCCUUCAAAAAUUAGUCGCAGCUAAGUUAGAAACAUUAGUUGAAUUCAGAAGAAUUAUUCAUCAGUUUAUUGAUGGAAUUUUGACAGCAGACAUUUUCAUUUUCGAUGAACUUGGAAUGCCAACAGCAUUAAGAGAAGACUUAAACAUUUUGUCCAACUGCUAUAUUUUAAUCAGAUACAUCUUCAAGUUCUGUCCUUUGUUGAUUCCAGGACACAAAGAUGUAGAACAAGAUCCAGAAGAUACAACAGAUGUAAGGAAAUGGUUUAAUGCUGCAAUUUCUAUGACAGAUAUUCCAUUCGAAGAUGUUGCUAAAUGCGCAUUAAAUUGCACACCAAGAAUGCUCGAAUACGUUUUCCUUUCUGGUGAAGAUCCAACACCUUUCUUGGAUAAUUACUUUGAUAUUUUCUCUGAUGAAAAAUCAUGUUUGCCAGAAAUUAAAGGAAAAGCGUUUAGAGUAUUUUCGAAGUUACUAAAGUAUGAAGCAACUAAAAAUAACUUGAACCAAGAAUUGCUCCAAUUAUACAUCCAGAAAGCAGCUUCUGUUUUCUCAGUAAAUCAUCCAUUUAAUGACGAAGAUGAUGAAGAUGCUGAUGAAAAGAUUUUGGAUGAAGAAGAUAAUAAACUUGGUGGUGGAUUUACUACUGAGAAUUAUGAAGAUGUCUGCCAAUUCUUCAGGAUCUUAUUGAUGAAUCAUCCUGAAUUAUUCCCAAUGGAUGCUAUCCUUAACUUGACACAGAACAUUGGAAACCUUCGUCCUGAAGUUCAAGUUUAUUUCGUUAGUGUUUUGAAUGAAUGUUAUAACAAAGUUCAAUUAGAAUCAAUAGCAAAGACAAAGUUUGAAAAGGUAAUGCUAUCAACUGUUGAAUUAUGUGAUUUCACUAUGCCGCCAUUCCCUAUCAAAGCUUUGAACUCUAUUCUUCAAAAAUCCCCUGGUAAAAUCAAUGAGGAUGUUUUAUCUGCUGUAAGUGAAAUUCUGCAGAGUGAAUUCAGUGGAGAAAGAUUCUAUUGGGAGACAUGCAUGGCAGCAGUUGCUUUUGUUUGUUCCCUUAUUCAUAUCCAAGGCCAGAAUUUCGAUAAUAACUUCUUAGGUCUUGUUUUAUCAAAGCUUCCAGUCAAAAACGAAUAUUCUUUCUCAGAUCUAAUCUAUUCAACACUUUCUUCCCAUAUAACUCAUGCUUUGUAUCCAUUAGUAGGCGAAGAGUGGAGAAGGGUUGUUAUUCAAACAAUUGCUUUAAGCGAUACACUACUCGCAAAAAUGAACCUUUCAAGUACAACAUUCUCAACACUCAUUCAAAUCGCGAAACAAUUUAUUCAGGAUGAUGAAUCUUUUGUUAUGCAAUUGUUUGGCGAAGAUCCAAUAUCUAUAGAGAGAAUCCGUGCUCGUAUUCAGUAA
Messenger RNA from Trichomonas vaginalis G3, 3060 nucleotides. Its product is annotated as armadillo (ARM) repeat-containing protein family. Bases 1 to 3060 code for a protein of 1019 amino acids. NCBI's taxonomy places the organism in Eukaryota, Parabasalia, Trichomonadida, Trichomonadidae. The record is from RefSeq and is a predicted model, not a curated record. The transcript has a single exon.